Molecule: messenger RNA, 912 nt
Organism: Colletotrichum gloeosporioides
Lineage: Eukaryota; Fungi; Ascomycota; Sordariomycetes; Glomerellales; Glomerellaceae
Product: Secondary metabolism regulator LAE1
Exons: 7
Coding region: 1-912 (303 amino acids)
Molecular function (GO): methyltransferase activity
Source: RefSeq, a predicted model, not a curated record
AUGAACACAUCAGGUCGGCAUAAUGACGUACAUGCUCAGGAGCGCGACACGGAUUUCGAUGAGGCCGCAUCCGACGUUGACUCGGCUUUCAGCGAGACUGCACCUUCGCUGAUAUCAUUGCGCUCUAGCAUUUUUGACUACGAGUUUGAGAAUGGGCGGACGUACCAUUCCAUGAGCCGAGGCAAACUACAGCAUCACAUCUGGUUGAUCACUUUAAAUGGAGAGCUGGCUUGCAACCCUGAGAAGCAUAAGGCGAAGAGGGUAAUGGACAUGGGGACGGGCACCGGCGUGUGGGCCAUCGAUUUCGCCGAUGCAUACCCUGGGUCUGAGGUCAUCGGUGUUGACCUAAGUGCAAUUCAACCAGAAUACUUUGAAAUCGAUGACCUAGAAAAAGACUGGAAGUGGAAAAGACCGUUCGACUUUAUAUUCUGCCGAGCCAUGGCGGGAAGCUUUUUUGACUUUCCAUCCAUCAUCCGGAAGGCAUUUGAUAACCUUAAUCCAGGAGGCUGGUUCGAAAUGCAAGACCUCGAGCUUCCCAUGUCUUGCAAUGACGGUACCAUUACGACGGACUCUGCUCUGUGGCGGUGGCAUGUUGCUGUUUUUGAAGCCGCAAGAUCCAUAGGCCGGCCGCUCGACUAUGCUCCAAAAUGCAUUCCUGACCUUCUACGAGCAGGUUUUGUCGACAUCCGACGUCGAACAGCCCGAUGGCCAUUCAAUACGUGGCCACAACAUCCGAAGCUGAAGGAGAUCGGUCGCUGGCAUUGCACGAAUCUCGAAAUGGGACUCGAAGGGUUUUCGAUGGCUCUCUUGACACGGGUAAAAGGCUGGGAUCCAGCCGAGGUAUCGGCGCUUUGUGAUGAAGCCAAGAAGGAGGUCAGGAACACGAACAUACAUGGAUAUUGGAACAUGUAG